Messenger RNA from Puccinia triticina, 1311 nucleotides. RefSeq lists its product as uncharacterized. Lineage: Eukaryota; Fungi; Basidiomycota; Pucciniomycetes; Pucciniales; Pucciniaceae. The coding region runs from base 1 to 1311 and encodes 436 amino acids. The record is from RefSeq and is a predicted model, not a curated record. The transcript is spliced from 4 exons. Gene Ontology annotation, molecular function: protein kinase activity; ATP binding. Gene Ontology annotation, biological process: spliceosomal complex assembly; regulation of mRNA processing; protein phosphorylation.
AUGCUCGGGUCCUUCGGCCCGCUGGACGCAUAUGCGAGCCACCCGUUCAACAUGCCCUCGCCGCCCGAGCCCAGCUCCCCCGCCGAGGGCCACUCCGGCCGCACCUCGCCGCCCGAUCCCUACUUCGAAAACCUGGCCUACUGGGACGCCUUGGCCGCGGGGCCGACGGCGGAGAGCCCCGACGACUACCGCCCCGGCGGCUACCAUCCCGUCGCUAUCGCCGACCGCUUCCGCGACCAGCGCUAUCGCGUCGUCCGCAAGUUGGGCUGGGGUGGCUCCUGCACCGUCUGGCUGGCCCAUGACCAACAGCUCGAUCGCCAUGUGGCCCUCAAAGUGACCAGAGCAUCAGAAGCAUACACUCAAGUGGCCCAGAAUGAGAUCAAGCUCCACCAGCGCGCCGCCGCGGCGAAUCCGGCCCAUCCCGGGCACGCCCAUGUGGUCGCACUGCUCGACCACUUCACCCACGAGGGCCCGAACGGCACGCAUACCUGUCUGGUCUUCGAGCCGCUUGGCGAGGACCUUGCGGCGCUCAGCCGGCGGCUCGGCCGGAACGGGAUGCCCGCGCCGCUCGUCCGGCAGAUCGGCCGGGACGUCCUGCGCGGCCUGGACUACCUCCACCGCGAAUGCGGCAUCGUCCACACCGCGCUCAAGGCCGAAAACGUCCUCGUCGCCAUCCCCGACGUCCAGCACCUCAUCCGCGCCGAGCUCCAAGAGCCUCUCAAAACCGCCCAGGACACCAACACUUCCUGGCCCCUCCUCGCACCCCACAUCCAAACCUCCCGCCCCGAAAAUCACCCGCAGCCCGACUACAGCCCCGUCGACGUCAAGCUUUGCGACCUCGGAAACGCCCCCGCGCCCGCCGCCGCGGAUCCAAGCGUCUGGCUCCAAACCGCGGCCUAUCGCAGCCCCGAGGUGAUCAUCGAGGCGCCGUGGGACCGCCGGGUGGACAUCUGGAGCGUCGGCUGUCUGAUCUUCGAGCUCUUGGCCGGGAGCCACCUCUUCCACACUCCGGCCGAGUAUAACCGCGACGAUCAUCUCAGUCAGAUCGUCGACUUGUUGGGCAAGUUUCCGACUCACAUGAUCACGGCCGGGAAGUAUAUUCCCAUGCACAUCUACGAUAUGGAGAUCAUGAAGAAGAUGCAGAAGAUGGAGGACUGGUGUCUGCGCUCGAUGAUGGCCUUCAACGGCUUCGACAGCGAGAUCAUCGGGUGCUUGGAGGCCAUCUUGAUCGUCGACCCCGCCAAGCGUCCCGACGCGCGACAGAUCCUCGACGACCCAGACAACUGGCUGGGCCCUGAGAAAACGGAGUGA